Molecule: messenger RNA, 513 nt
Organism: Lathyrus oleraceus (garden pea)
Lineage: Eukaryota; Viridiplantae; Streptophyta; Magnoliopsida; Fabales; Fabaceae
Exons: 2
Coding region: 1-513 (170 amino acids)
Biological process (GO): DNA integration
Molecular function (GO): nucleic acid binding
Source: RefSeq, a predicted model, not a curated record
AUGGGGAUGUUUCCAUCAUCGUUUGAUAAGAACUACAUUUUGGUGGUGGUUGACUAUGUGUCUAAGUGGAUAGAAGCAGUGGCAAUACCCACAAAUGAUGAUAAAGUGGUAGUAGAGUUUAUGAGAGCUAAUAUCUUCGCAAGGUUUGGAGUUCCAAGGGAACUACCAAGUGAUGAAGGUACACAUUUCCUUAAUCUCCUUAUGGAAAACUUGCUUAGAAAGUAUAGUGUGAAGCAAAAGAUUACCACCCUAUACCAUCCUCAAACAAGUGGGAAAGUAAGAGUUAAGGAGUUUACAGAUGGCCGUAUUGUGAACAUGAUGCAGGCAUUGGAUGCUGGGUGGAUUGUUGAGCACCCCAGAAGGGCAACACAAGCUAAGAAGGUACCAAAUACAGAGGAGCGUCCAACAGAGACUUCUGGACCUAGAAGACCUCAGCUCCAACAUUUACAUUUAGGAGUUCCUCUUAUUGACGAGGACUCUCAAGCACACAUGGACCAAAUGAGUAUGUUAUGA